AUGGCAGAAGAGGUCGACAAUGUUCGGGUUAUUGUCCGCUGUCGACCUCUCAGCGAAGUGGAACUCGAAAACGGAUUUAAAUCAGUUGUUAAUAUCGAUCAUGACUCUCAUUCCGUUUGUGUAUCAAAUCCGAAUGCACCUCAGGAUCCACCUCGUUGCUUUACUUUCGAUUCAGUUUUCGGCGAAGAUGCCGAUCAACUAAGUAUAUAUAACAUUGCUGCAAGACCGAUUGUUGACAACGUUCUUAAAGGAUACAAUGGAACAAUAUUAGCCUAUGGUCAAACUGGUACAGGUAAAACUUACACGAUGUCAGGUAGAACAGAUUCGUUAGAACACGCUGGUAUCAUUCCUAAUUCAUUCGCGCACAUUUUUAAUAGUAUCGCAAAAUGUGAACAGGAUAAGACGUUUCUUGUACGAGUGUCUUAUUUGGAAAUAUAUAAUGAAGAAAUUCGUGAUUUAUUAGCUAGGAGUCCAAUGCAUAGAUUAGAAAUCAAGGAACGUAAUGAUAUCGGUGUCUACGUGAAAGAUUUAUCAAAUGUAACUGUUUCGAGUGCUGAUCACAUGCAACGUCUCAUGAAUUUCGGCAACAGUAAUAGAUCAGUUAGCUCGACAAAAAUGAAUGUGGAGAGUUCAAGAUCCCAUGCCAUUUUCACAGUGACAAUUGAGUGCAGUGAAUUGAUUGACGGCAGAAAUCACCUCACGCAAGGCAAACUACAAUUAGUUGAUCUAGCUGGGAGUGAACGACAGUCAAAAGCAGAAUCAAAUGGACAACGUCUUAAGGAAGCAUCACGUAUUAAUUUAUCUCUUUCUUCACUGGGUAAUGUAAUCAGUGCUUUAAUAGAUUCAAAGGCUGCGCAUGUUCCAUAUCGUAAUUCGAAAUUAACUCGGCUUUUACAAGAUUCACUUGGCGGAAAUUCUAAAACUGUUAUGUGCGCGAAUAUUGGACCAGCAUCCUAUAAUUAUGAUGAAACAAUUUCUACUCUUCGAUAUGCAAAUCGUGCAAAGAAUAUUAAGAAUGUGGUUCGAAUCAACGAAGAUCCAAAGGAUGCGCUUUUAAGGAAAUUCCAGUUGGAAAUUGAUCAUCUAAAAAAGUUGCUUGCAAAUGAAGAGUCAAGUGAUAGUGAUGAAGAAAUGGGAAAGAAAAGCGAAGCGAAGGAGAUGCCGAAGCGUCAAAAAGGAGGAUACGAUGAACGAAUUAUUGAAUUGGAAAAAAAUAUCGAACUGAAGAGAAAUGAAUUACAAAGAACGAAGGGACUAGCUGAAGAAGAACGUAAUAUUCUUGCAAAUGAGCUUCAGACUAGAGAGGUUGAACUCGCUCGAGCUAGGAAUGAGCAUGAGGAAUUGGUGAAAAAAUUGAAACAAUUAGAACGUAAGUUAAUUUUUGGUGGUGAAAAUAUGUUGGAAAAAGCAGAAAAGCAAGCUCGUUUAUUGGAGCAAAGUAACGCAGAACUUGAUCGAGCAAAAGCUAAUGAGGAUCACCUGCGUCAAGCUUUGGCUGAAAAAAAUCAGGAAAGGAUUGACUUGGAAGAGAAGUAUAAUUCUCUAUCGGAAGAAGCUCAUGGCAAAACUAAGAAAAUGAAAAAGGUGUGGAAUAUGUUAUGCACUGCAAAAAGUGAACUGAGUGAUCUAACAAUUGAACAUCAACGAGAAAUCGAGGGAUUACUUGGUAGCAUUCGACAAUUGAAGAGUGAAUUACUAUUGCAACUUUUAAUUAUAGAAAACUACAUUCCACCGGAAUAUUUGGAAUUAAUCGAAAAAUUUGUUUCCUGGAAUGAAGAAAUUGGCGAUUGGCAACUGAAAUGCAUUGCUUAUACUGGAAAUAAUAUGCGUGCGCGCAACCCAUUGCCUGUUCCGGUUUACAAGGGUGAAGACCCCCAAAUGCAUGAUUUGUUUCUUUCUUAUUCAAAUGAAAUAUCACUCGCAUAUGAUUCGAAUCGUAAAUUACGAUCAAAGAAGCGAAGGACGUAA
Dracunculus medinensis (Guinea worm) is the source of this 1968-nucleotide messenger RNA. The record is from the annotation of a GenBank genome assembly. Lineage: Eukaryota; Metazoa; Nematoda; Chromadorea; Rhabditida; Dracunculidae.